Bursaphelenchus xylophilus (pine wood nematode) is the source of this 4587-nucleotide messenger RNA. Lineage: Eukaryota; Metazoa; Nematoda; Chromadorea; Rhabditida; Aphelenchoididae. The record is from the annotation of a GenBank genome assembly.
AUGUGCAAGGGAAAGGUGGAAAAUGUGAGUUUUAUUGAAUAAAAAUAAAUACGAUAUUAGCAUUAUUCCAUUAAGCCAUAAAAUUACACAAAACGAGGAUUUUUUCAAUCAAUUUUGAAGAAAAAUCAUCAAUUUUACCUUAUUUCAGAGGUUUUUUGAUGACUUUUUGAAAAAACUACAGUUUAGUUUGCAAAUACUGCCGAUGUGUUGUUAAAAUACAGCUUAAAACUCGUUAUAUUAUUUGACGUUUUAGAAUAAGGAAGAUUUAAACUCGGAGAAUGUGAUCAAAUGGCUCAUGGAGCGCUAUAAUGCCAAAGUGGUGCCAGUGGAGAAGCGGCAUUCCUUUGAGCGAUUCCAUUCGCCUCCUUUGGCCGAGGCCGAGUUUGCGGCCAGCCCGGUGAUCAUGUUUUUGGGGCAGGUGAGUUUUGGGAAAAGCUUACGAAGACGAUUUUGAGUAUUGCUGUCGUCUAUGGGAAACAUUGUAGGCCAAAUUUGAUGACAUCAAAAUGUCAAAAAAUAUGACAAACAGUUUCAUAGACGGACAGAGACGGGAACCGUUGCUGUGAGCAAAAAAAGGACAAAAUUCCUUAUUCUGGCAACGACAAAGGUACUCUGCGAACUGCGCCCAAGCUUGGAGCCAAAGUUGGGAAAAAAGGCUUCGAUCUAGCAGGCACUGAAUUACUAUAGUAGCUCUAUAGUUUAAAAAUUGCCUACAAAGGCUAUGACGACUCAUUUAGUUUUACACGGAGGCAAUAAGUUUAGUUCCGGACUGGUUUCAUCGUAUAAAGUGUAAAAUCGCAGGCUGCAGCCGUUUUUGAAGGGCAAGGUGGUACGUAAAAAAGAAGGUACCUCACUAACUAGAUCCACUGUCCUGCCAUUGACAACGAUGAAUUCAGCCCGCACGCUAAAUUUGGGCUAAUUCUGACCAGUUUCCGCAAAGUUAUUAUUAUAUGAGUUGUGGCCAGAAUAAGGAACUUUUACCCAAAAGAAUGACAUUCCGUUCAUUCUCGAGAUGGGAAAAUGGAUGUGAUUUGUUCAAAACCUGUUAACAAAGUUACAUCUUUUUACAUUUACGUCAUCUUUCCAGUACUCCGUGGGAAAGACGUCGAUGAUUAAAUACCUCUGCAAUAAAGACUACCCUGGCGCUUCGAUUGGCCCGGAGCCAACUACUGACAGUUUCGUUGCUGUUCAUUAUGGCAAAGAGCCGCAUAUUGUCCAAGGCCUUACGUUGACCGAGGACAACCGAUUUCCGUUUCAGGUAAAUUUUAAAAUUUUUCCGAGUAUUUUUUUUCAAUUUUACUUCGUACUUUAGUCCCUAAAAAUUUUCGGCUCCGCAUUUUCCUCACGCCUUCAAGGAGCAGCUUUAAAUGCCCCAAUUUUGAAGCAUAUGAGCUUCCUGGAUACCCCGGGAAUCUUGUCUGGAGAAGAGCAAACAACAAAACGACAGUACGGUUUUAAUCAAGUGGUGCGGUUCCUCUGCGACAAGGUGGAUAUGGUCAUUUUGAUGUUUGAUACGACGAAAUUGGACAUCUCGGACGAAUUGAAACAAGUGAUCAAUUGUUUGAGAGGGAAUGAAGAGAAGGUAAUUGGGACUUUUUUCGGGUAAAAUACGAAUUUGCAGAUUUUUUCAGUGGAAAAAUAUUUUUUUUUUCAAAUUUUAAAUUUUUAUUUAUUUUUUUUUUAUUUUUUCUGAAUUUUAGCUUCGAAUUGUCCUAAACAAAGCGGACAUGGUCGAUGAGGCAUCGAUGAUUCGAGUUCGCGGAGCUUUAAUGUGGGGAUUGAGCAAAGUCAUCCAAACUCCGGAGGUCCCCAAAGUUUAUAUUGGCUCGUUUACGAGGGAAUUGAAGGAUGUAAGUUGACGGGAGUGUAAUGUUUUCUGAUAAAAAGAAUAUUUUUUCUGUUUACAGCCCUUUUUUCUUUGGCCAUUCCUCUUAAUAUUUUACUGUCUCUCCACUACGCAGAUUGUUGAAAAUCUCGGCUCACCUUGCAAAGUUCGGGCUACAAUUUUCUAAAAUUGCUGUUUGUCUUAUUUUAAAAAGAUCGGAAUUUAUUUUUUCCUGGAUUUUUUUUCGAAAAAUCAAAUUUUUUUUUUAUUUUUUUCAGAAAAGCAUCAUGAACACGUUCAAAGAAGACUACCUGGAGCUUUUUCACGAGAUUCAACUAACUGUCAGUCGAUGUACAAGUCGAAAAGUGAAUGAUCUGAUCAAAAGAAUCGAGUUGGUCAAGACUCAUGCCGGUCUGAUGACAAUUAUGAUGGGAGGCCGAUUUGUAAGCUACUGAUUACUUUUUUAAUCAUAAAUUUAUACGUCAAGUGUGCAAAAACAUGUCAGGAACUCUUUGAACUCGUAUUUUACUCUUCAAUCUUCAGUCAUUUUCCGACAAUGAGAAGGGAAUGCAGAAAAUGUUCGCCGCGGACCGAGUCAAACAAAAGUUUGCAGAAUUUCGAAUCAAACAGAGAAAAGCGCCCGCUGAUUUGCCUGAUGUGGAAGUAAGCUCCUUGUUUGGUUAUAAAAAAGAAUUUUUUUAGGACUAUCGAAAAGCGGCCCUAGAAACGACCAAGAAACAUUGGGUAAAAGAAGACCCGAAAUUGAUGAAAAACCUCAAUGAUUUCAUUGAAAACGACAUUCCAAAGUGAGUUUCAGGGCUAGUAGAGACUGAAUAUUGCUUCUAAUUUUUUAGGAGAGUAUUUGUUAGAAAAAAAUUAAAUGAAAAUUUAAAAAAGAAACUAUUUUUUGACAAAAAACUGGGUUUUUUUACGCUUUAAAACGUUUUUUAACAAAUUUUAUAGGGAAUUUACAAUCUAAAAUCCCGCGCUACAACAUGUUUGCCUUCUUGUUUAGUCAUCAAAAUCUGAAAUUUCCAAAUUUUUUGUGCUUUUUCAUUUGGCAGACUGCGCCCUAGAAAUUACCGAAAAAGACGCCUACAAGUUGCACCUCCAAACUUCAAACUGUCUAAUAGUUCAACUUCAGAGCACUAGCAGCGAUGAAAUACGACGAACUGCCAUCAGACUCCCUAAAAUCCUGUUUCCAAGACCUGGUGAAGGCUGUGAACGAAGCUCCGGUGCAUAUCCCAUCGCAAUUGUCAACCGAAUCAAGUGAAGAGAAAAUAAAGGACAAAAAGAAGGAUAGCAAGCCUAAAUCGAAUAAAAGUUCGAAGGUCCAAUCAGACGGAGAUCACAAGAAAAAGAAGAACAAAGAAAAGAAGAGGAUGAAGGCUAACGUAUGAGAUGAUAUUUGAUGGAUCUUGAGGCUUUCUUGCUCAGUUAAUAUUUAUUGAGUGUGAUAAAGAUUUUUAGAAGCAUUUUUGUCGAUUUUAUUGCGUAAUACCGGUCUGUCGGAAAAAAACGGCGGCUUGGGAUUUGGUGCGCGACAGCGGCGAGGCGAGACACUUCGCUGCGACGAUCCGCCGUUAUUUUCCCGAAAGAAUGAUAUUGACGUUUACCACGAUUUUUUCGGAAUCGUCAAUUUGGCAAAUUGCGGCCUAUGGUAGUCAAAAUGAAUUAUAAACAACUUGAAGAGGCCAAAGAAACUCUUUUACCGGUAUUGUUUGCCUCGGCUUUGGAUUAUGGUUGGUUUGUUUGCCCAUUCGUUGCGUGGAUCCGGUAGGACAUUCCCUGUAACAAAAGUGAUGCCGACUGGAUGACGUCUACAUUGUGGUCUGGAAAAAAUUUGAAAAUUCUACAAGAAUUUUUGGAAAUUUAAAAAUCGGAUUUUGAACAGUUCCCUUUUCAGUUGUUCAAUUUUAAUGUCACAAAAAGCACGACGGAUGUAUCAUGGAGUUUAAUUGUAAUGUUUGUCUUCUAGAUCAGAGAAUUCCAUCCAAAAAAUUGGUUGUGUUAUAAAAAUAUGAAAUAUUUGUGACCUAUGAUAGAUCUGGUACGUGUGCUUCGUCCACGAAAGCGUAGUUUAAUGCGUAAUUGAGUAAAUUAAAAAAAAACUUUUUCCGGAAUUAAGUCACCAUUUUUUUGAGACAGCAUCGCUAAAUUCCUCUUUUUGUGUGCCUUUAAUGUAUGUUUGAUCGGCUAUAAAUAGAGACUCUGCGGUCUUUCUUUUGAGGGAUUCAACUUGUUCGCCAUGAAGCCGGUUGUUACACUUGUGCUUCUGUCAGCUCUAACUCAAUGCGUUCUUAGCCAAGGCCGUUUUUACAAUUUCCCUGGGAGCAACAAUUACGGAGUUGUCAACGACUUUUACUGGGAUGGAUAUCAGUACCGCUCCAGAGGCAACAAUGGCGCGCAUGUCGACCGGAAUGGCGACUACUACAAUUACAAUGACAACUACAGGAGUAUCAACAAUAACUUUAACAACGUGAUUGACAGUUCCCAGUUGGACCAAAACAGGAACAGAAUGAACGGCUGCAGAGACGGUGGAACUGACUGUGCCAAGAGCAAACAUCUCUGUGAAGAUAAUGUAAGUGGAUAUUUUGUUGGCUCGGCAACUAUUUAUAUACCAAACAUGGAGAUUUAUUUUCACGUUUUUCGGAGCCCGAGUUACCCGGGUGCGAAAAUUUACCAACCCUAAACUUCGUAUUUUGCAGACAUACCGAAGCUUCAUGGCGGUCGAGUGCCCCUUGACGUGUGGAAAGUGUUAA